Aspergillus eucalypticola CBS 122712 is the source of this 1690-nucleotide messenger RNA. RefSeq names its product general substrate transporter. The transcript is spliced from 2 exons. NCBI's taxonomy places the organism in Eukaryota, Fungi, Ascomycota, Eurotiomycetes, Eurotiales, Aspergillaceae. Gene Ontology annotation, cellular component: membrane. The record is from RefSeq and is a predicted model, not a curated record. The coding region runs from base 158 to 1690 and encodes 510 amino acids. Gene Ontology annotation, molecular function: carbohydrate:proton symporter activity. Gene Ontology annotation, biological process: carbohydrate transport; transmembrane transport.
CCGGGAAGCUUCGUCAUCAGGGCGAUUUGCUCUUAUACGAUUAUUACAUGUCGCCUCUCUAGUAUAAUUUGAAGUUUUAAUCUUCCAGGUAAAUUGCCUGGAUAGAUUCUGGGUUGAAUCUGGUUCUUUCACACUUUCUCAUAGAUCGACCUUCACAAUGCUCCUACAGAACACUCAGGGAAACGCACUUCAGUAUGGAAUCACUGCUGCUUGCGGCGCCGGGUUCCUUCUCUUCGGUUAUGAUCAGGGUGUGUUUGGUGGCCUCCUGGAUAAUGAGGCCUUUCUCAGAACCUUCGGUUUUCCAGGAGCUACGAUUCAAGGCCAGAUCGUGGCAACAUACGAUAUCGGCUGUAUUAUUGGAACACUCCUGUCUAUGUAUGCUGGAGACAGGCUGGGACGCCGAAGAUGUAUUUUGAUUGGCUGCAUCAUCCUAAUUGUCGGUGCAAUCCUUCAAACUGCUUCCUAUUCUCUCGCGCAGAUGAUCACCGGCCGCGUGGUUGCGGGAAUCGGAAACGGAAUGAAUACCAUCGCUAUCCCAAUCUGGCAGACAGAAACUGCGCGACCGAAAGAUAGAGGUAAACUUAUUGUUUUCCAGCUAGUGACCAAUAUUUUUGGAAUCGUGAUCACGAAUUGGAUGAAUUACGGCUUCACUUUUGUUCCACACUCAUCUGUGAGCUGGAGAUUUCCUCUCGCAUUCCAAUGUUUCUUUUCUAUCAUUACGAUUGCCUUGGUACUUGUCACACCUGAGUCACCUCGCUGGCUCAUUAUGAAGAAUCGCAUUAGCGAGGCGCAGAAAAUUCACGCGAGGCUCUUAUCGAAGCCAGAUGACCAUCCGUCGGUUGUCAACGAGAUUCACAACUUAGUUGCCGCUGUUCACCAUGAUGCUGAAGUGCAGAAGUCUGUGGCCUUGAAAGAAAUCUUCACUCGGAAUAGCAAGCAGCAAACACUUCGCCGUAUGCUUCUGGGAGCUGGCACUGCGUUCUUCCAACAGGUGGGAGGUACCAAUGUUAUUGCAUAUUAUCUCCCAGUGGUUCUUACACGGUCAGUCGGUUUGAGCACUCGCAUGGCUCUAAUUUUGUCCGCUGUUGACUCGAUGUCCCUCAUGUUCUGGGGCUCAAUCGCAGCUCUCUUGAUCGACCGUGUUGGGCGAAAGAAGCUGAUGCUCAUGGGCGUAUCAGCCAGUUGCGUCUGCUUUGCCCUUGUUGCGGUGGGUCUGCGAUAUGGCGGGCCAGGUAACAAGGGUAUGUCAAUCAUGGCUGUAGUCUUCAUUUUUGUCUACUACGUCUUUUACGGAAUGUCGCUGCUCUCUAUUCCUUACAUAUACCCUGCCGAAAUCAAUUCUCAGAAAAUGCGCAACAUCGGCACGUCUUUUGCCACAACAAUCAAUUGGCUUUUCGUCUAUGUUGUGGUUGUGGCCACCCCUACCGCCAUCCAAAAUAUCCAGUGGCGGUAUUAUAUGCUCUAUGCCAUUUUCAACUUUACCUUUAUCCCACUGAUCUACUACUUUUAUGUUGAGACUGCUACCUUAUCACUUGAACAAGUCGACCGGUUGUUUGAAAUCAAGCACAAUGCAGGAAAAGAUAUGAGUUGGACAGACGCAGCACGGAUCGCACGCACGGAGGGUGGGGAUCCGCGGAUGUCUGGAGGGAAAGAUGACAUUGAUGCAGAGCACUGUGAAGAUGUUUCCUAG